Messenger RNA from Amoebophrya sp. A120, 1501 nucleotides. The record is from the annotation of a GenBank genome assembly. NCBI's taxonomy places the organism in Eukaryota, Dinophyceae, Syndiniales, Amoebophryaceae.
GAUGAGACGUAAAAGGGCUCCGCGUCGGCUAGAAGUACUUACUUUCCCGUUUGCCAGCACGAAAUAUAUGUUUGUGUUUUUUUUUCCGCUCUUGGUGAUGCAACAGAUUCAGAUUCCCUGAGGGUCGUGGUACUCAAGAAAAGCGGCGAUUGAAAGAGCAGGUCAGCUCGGCUCUUCGCAGCCGUUGACAUCUUCUACAAUGUUUGGGCGUCUUGUUUGUCGUGCGGGCGGUCAGCUAGCUACGCAAAACAGAGCUUCCCAUUCUUCUGCGGCCGCCACUGCAAGGCGCUGUUUCGCUUCUGAAGCUCGGAAGCAUGAGGACUUGUCGUUGGCGGGAAGGUAUUCCGGCGCGCUACUGGACGCCUCGAAGAAGAAGAAUGUCUUAGACAAGGUAUCCAUCGCACAGCACCGUUGUAGUUGCGCCUUCUGCGACUCGUCCUUCUGAUUCAAGCAAAUUCUUUGGAUUUCCAUAUGUUGCAUCAAAGGUUGCUCUGUCUCGUGAAACUGCACCAGUUUUGUUUCGGUACUAGUCGUGCAGGUGUUGACAACGACAAGGAACAGCCUGAGCCUAUCUAUCACUUCGCUACAACCCUGAGGCAGGAAAUAAAUCACAUCCCAGGUGUUCACGGAUCUUUCUCACGUCCGAUCGUGCUACGAGGAGAGCAAGGACUUUGCGCUCUUCGUAGAGAGUCCCGCCAUCCAGCCCGCAAAGAAGCAGGAGGUGUUUCAGGCCAUGAGCGAGAAAUACGGCUACGAUGCAAUAACCAUGAACUACCUGAAAACGCUUCUGGAAAACCGCCGGCUCGCGGACCUCAAGCGGAUGAUCGACAAUUAUGAGGUGUUUUACCGAGCGGAGAAAAACCAGCUUUUGUGCCAAGUCACCACGGUGAAAGACCUGCAACCCAAAGACAGAGAACGCGUACAGAUAUGUAUGUUUGCAGUUGUCGAACAGUAGCUUCCGUGUUCUUGUUGCGUGCUGGACAACAUCAUGUUGUAAAAACAUGUUGCCCGCCCAGUGCUUUGGUGACGCCCCAGAAACCUUUUUCCACUCAGGUCGAAGCGAUGUUGCGCAAGCGGGAGAGUGGACGCGAGCUUAUAGUUUCGUACACGACGAACAGCAGCAUUCUCGGUGGAAUCGUCGUGAAGAUGGGCGAAUCCGUCCUGGACUUCAGUGUGCAGACCAAGGUCGAUCGCCUCUGCGCAAAGCUAGCCGCGCCUGCGUAAAUGAUCUCUAGGUUCAUCACUGGGGUGGUCGUACGCCUGCGUACUGGUCGAGAGGAAUCGAUGCAGAACGGCAGAACCGGACGAACAGGGUCGUGCGUAAAUAAAGACAAAAAGACUCCACAGCUGGCUCGUCCUCCAUUCUGUCUCGCUGUGCUCCAGACAUUUGGUUUACGACGGAGAUCAGCUUCAGCAAUCCUUGGCAUGUGCUGGCCAUGUCGCGCCGAUCGUGAUGGUACAUUGUAUGAAUCGUGGCACUUCUUCUAAAGAUUGCCUCAAU